Molecule: messenger RNA, 656 nt
Organism: Alligator sinensis (Chinese alligator)
Lineage: Eukaryota; Metazoa; Chordata; Crocodylia; Alligatoridae
Product: phospholipase A2, membrane associated-like
Exons: 4
Coding region: 42-449 (135 amino acids)
Biological process (GO): lipid catabolic process; negative regulation of T cell proliferation; arachidonate secretion
Molecular function (GO): phospholipid binding; calcium ion binding
Source: RefSeq, a predicted model, not a curated record
GAACUCAUGUCCUGGGAGAAAAGUGAAGAGAAAACAGAUGGAUGAAGCUUGUGUUUGUUGAUGUGGUUCUGGCGCAUGGGGAUGCCAGCCAAUUUGAGGAAAUGAUCAAAGCCACAACUGGGAAAAAUGCCUUACUUUCCUAUAAUGGGUAUGGAUGUUUCUGUGGACUAGGUGGAAAGGGAACUCCAGUGGAUGCUACUGAUAGGUGCUGCUAUGCCCAUGACUGCUGCUACAGGAGGGCUAAGCAAAGGGGGUGUAAAAACCCUGUAACUACUUCGUAUAAUCACAGAAUCAUCACCUGCCUCGAUGCCUCCAACUCCUGCAAAAGAGAAUUUUGCGAUUGUGACCGGGCGGCUGCCUUAUGCUUCAAGCGCACUCUGAGCACUUACAAGGGGUCCUACCUCUUCUAUCCAAGUAAGAAGUGCGGAGGAAAGAAACUCACCUGCUGAGGAGGAGUAGGAGACAGGCUGCUUUGUAGCUGGUGAUUGGUUUUGUUAAUUUCUAAGGGAGAAAUUUAAACAAGGAAGACCUGAGUCUGGACCCAGCAAAGGAUUCUCUUUGGAGCCAUCCUUUCAGCCCAGACCAGGAGCCUUCCCUGGGAAUCAUGUCUAAUAUAGCCCCUCUUGUAGUCGGAUAUCACCAAUAUGCAUAACUCA